AGUUUCUAGGGAUCAAAAGCUAAAUAAAUACUCAUCAGUCACUCUAAUCUCAGAAUCAGCAACACGAGUUGAUUCUUCUUCCUCUCUUAGCAACCACGUGUUCCUUCAGCAUCUCGAUUUUCACGGAAAAGAAAGCAGAAAACAAAAAAAAACAAAAAUAGAUUCUUUUGCCGUCAUGAAGAAUUUGUUUCCGUUUUUGGACGCUCUCUCACUUGGUUCCACAUCAAUCUCUCGCCGUUAUCUCGUCUUUUUAAGAGAGGGGAAAGCUUUGAUGAAAGGAGGGUCACGGCUAAAAGAUUAUGAGUUUGUUGAUUGUUGCUGAAGCAGAACACACCUCACAAGAGCCUUAGCAACAAGAAGCAAACAAAAAAAAAAUGGUAGAGACGCGAGCUCAGCAUCGCAGGCGAGUGACAUGGGAUGGAGUAGAAUCUGACCGAGGUGUCUUUUCUGACAUCUUAUCUCGACUCUCAGUAAGGUCUAUCCGUUCAGUGAAAACGGUUAACAAAUACUGGUAUGGCUCUGUUAGAGACAAACAUUUUGCUACGAUGCAUCUAGCUCAAUCGAGGAAGAAGCCCACAUACAUAGCUUGUCCUAGAGUAGACAACGCUAUGAAUCUGUAUCUUUUGAAGCCGGGGAAGUUCAAAUUUCAACACCAUGCUACGGUUGAUCCUCCGGGAAGAAGCGCUGAUCACCACAUGCACAUGAUCGCAUCAUUCAAUGGACUAGUAUGCUGCAUCAACCAACUUUCUGAUGAAUAUGAAGUAGAUUAUCAGAUAUGGAUCUGCAAUCCUUCUACUGAACAGACUCUGCUUCUUCCUCAAGGCAGACCAUCGUUUUGGACUGAACCAAGUAUCGGAGUUGCAUAUGGUCCUGACAUUAGCGAGUACAAAAUUUUCCGCAUAUUCUCUGAUGGUGAGAAAAACGCUGGAGAAGGUUUGCUCGUAGAAUGUGAGGUGUAUUCUUCUAUCACUGGUGCUUGGAGGAGGAGCAUCGGCUCUGUGCCUCAUCUUCCAAUGUAUAAUUAUUUUAUCCCACACAGAUCCGGUCAUGUCUUUGUAGGAGGAAAGAUCUACUGGCUUGUUUCUUUGGAAGAUCCUGGUUUAAUCCUCAGUGUUGAUAUGGAAGAGAGAUUCGAAGUUAUGGAGCUGCCUCACUAUCCAAAAGGAUUGCGAGAAGAAGACAGGAUAACAAUUUGUACAUAUCUGAUCGAUCUGGGAGGAUCGCUGUCACUUGUAGUUCUACAUGGGGAGUACUUUGACAUAUGGGAGUGGAAAGAAGCUAGUUGGGAACUUGAAGAAAGAGAUGAAUUGCCAGAUAUGGACUAUGAAAUUGUAUCAUCCGUGACCUCAUCAGAGAAGGAGAUCCUGUUUGUGACUGGGUCGGACUUGUGGACUUAUCAUCUGAAUAUUAGAAAGUGGAAAAGAAGGGACAGGCCUCCUACUCGAUCUAUAUAUCCUGCUACGUUCCCCUUCACCGAAAGCCUUCUUCCAUGCAAUGGCGGGGUGAGGCUAGAAGGAAGGUGAAGAAGAGUAUUUAUCAUCUCUGGCUUGUUGGUGGUGUGAUGGACAAAGUCUUUGCUUGGUGGUGCUUGAUUUAUCUUGCAGAGGCUUAUGUGUUUCUCACUGGAUACUCUGUUUUUAUUUUUCCCUUCUAAAACUUUUCAUUUCGUUUAAGGUUUCCGGUUUGCAUCAUGUCCUAAUCUUUUGGUUUUGAACUUUGUGUUUUAUCGUUUGUUUCGGUUUGUAAGCCUUUAUCAAUAGUAAUAAGCUGUGUUUCCGAACCAAGGUUUUCAUUUAUAUGAAAAGGGAAGCGAGGGCCCGGCUUAAACUGGGCGACAACCGUUGCGACAGUAGUCCCAAGUCCAAUCUUCAGUUCU
Messenger RNA from Raphanus sativus (radish), 1876 nucleotides. Its product is annotated as F-box protein At5g49610. The record is from RefSeq and is a predicted model, not a curated record. The transcript is spliced from 4 exons. Gene Ontology annotation, molecular function: protein binding. Bases 375 to 1523 code for a protein of 382 amino acids. Lineage: Eukaryota; Viridiplantae; Streptophyta; Magnoliopsida; Brassicales; Brassicaceae.